This is a messenger RNA of Somion occarium, 2709 nucleotides long. The record is from the annotation of a GenBank genome assembly. NCBI's taxonomy places the organism in Eukaryota, Fungi, Basidiomycota, Agaricomycetes, Polyporales, Cerrenaceae.
AGAGCUUGGCUACGGACCAACUGAGCUGAUGCUUGGUUCAAUCUAACAAGCUUGAAGUUGGCUAUUUCCCAUGUCUCGCACCACCCUACCACUCAAAAAUCGCAAUAUACACCAGUAGAGUGAGGCCAGAAGAUGGCUAAUGACCCACAUGCAUAUCCCCGCUUGCAAGCUCACGGCACCAACGAUGACAGAAUCCAGGGCGAUGGUUAAUCGUUGACCGUAUCCGAUAAACUUUCCCCCCGGGACCGUGAUAGUAGCCAAAGCCUGAGAAUGUUAUCAAUCUUCCGUGCGAACGCGGUACAACGAGACGACACAUACGGUGUUGUGUGUCCUGCAUAGAGGGAAGGAUGCGCGCACCUACUACCAAUACUUUGGAUACAAUCAUCAUAUUUCCUGUUCCUCGGAAUUGUGGGACUGCCUUUUGUUCAAGCGCUCCUCGAAGUCCCACAAUAGUGGGAAGCUUUUUUGUGGUAUCAGGUUUCAGACGGGCUUGUUCACCCAUUCCUAAGGGAACACCAGCUUUUGUCCAAUGAAUUUGCGGACAGCAUUCACUGUCGCGUAACCUACUGACUGUCCGCAGCCUGUCAAACUUCACGCUUGUUUGCCGUCCAGAUAUUGCAAAGCUGCAGGCACUAGGAGUACCGUUCCUAGAGAACGCGCCACUUCUCAGGGAAACCAGCAUGGCGGCUUCUGCAAUGUGAAGUUCCUGCGAGCCAUUCCUAUCCGGCUACAUUCGCGGUUCCCCGCUUUGGAUAGUCCCUCCCUCGUGGAACCAUCGGGACAUAUCUCCAUGUAUCGGCUUCCUAUGCCGUGGUAGGUACCUGCGCUGCAUAAGUAGCGCGUACUAGUAAAUGCUCCACGGACGCACAUCCUCCCCCGACUUUCGCCAAGAGGGCCACAUAUAGCCUAGCCUUGCUCACUCGGAUAUCUAUCCUCACUCAUCCUGUCAUGUCUACAGUAACUAGCCCAACGGGUGCUGCCCCUGCGUACGACGAUGCUGAGCGUGGUACGGUUGAAAUCUCUCGCCCUGCCCCAGUCAGCUACCCGCAAGAGAAGAAGGAAAAUACUUUUGCCGAUGAUGAGAAGAAGGCAAUGACUGUUACUGCUCUCGAAGUUCCUGCAACGAAGGAGAAGGCUUCCCUCACUGCGGCACCCAAGGCACCCGCGAAGAAACCCAAGAAGAAGACAUCGAAGUGGAUUUUGUGGCAAAUAUGGUUCAACACAUACCGGAAACUUUUCACGAUAUGUUUCUCGCUCAACAUGAUCGGUCUUGGUCUCGCAGCGUCGGGACACUGGCCAUACGCUCUCAAGUACAAUGGUGCAAUGGCAGUUGCAAACUUCAACUUCGCUAUCCUCAUGCGAAACGAGAUCUUCGGACGUCUUCUCUACUUGUUCGUCAACACCUGUUUUGCGAAAUGGGCACCUCUUAAGUUCCGCUUAGGUUGCACCUCCGUCCUCCAGCACCUCGGCGGUAUCCACUCUGGCUGUGCGACAUCCGGUGUUGCUUGGCUGAUCCUCAAAGUUGUCAGAACGUACCAGAACCGUACCAAUGAACACGUCUCGAUUUUGGUCGUCGGUCUUCUCACGAACCUUGCCGUGUUCAUUACUGCUUGUGCGGCUAUUCCUUGGGUCCGAAACACCCACCACAACGUAUUCGAGCGUCACCAUCGGUUCGUCGGUUGGACCGGUCUCUUCCUCACCUGGGCAUUCACUAUCAUGGGUGACAUCUGGGACACGGACACUCAAACAUGGAACCUGGAUGGUGUCCAUCUCGUCCGUCAACAAGAUUUCUGGUAUGUCAUGGGUAUGACGCUCUUCAUCGCCUUACCAUGGAUCUGCACUCGUGAGGUCCCAGUUGACAUUGAGUUGCCGUCGCCCAAGGUCGCCAUUGUUCGCUUCCGUCGCGGAAUGCAGCAAAGCUUGUUGGGCCGUAUCAGCCGACACGCAGUCAAGGAAUACCAUGCCUUUGGUAUUAUCUCAGAGGGCACUCAUGCGAAGUACCACUAUAUGAUUUGCGGUGUGCAAGGCGACUUUACUCGUAGCCUUGUCAAUGACCCGCCAAGGACGCUCUGGACACGAGAGCUUAAGUUUGCUGGUGUCUCCAACACCUCAACUUUGUACAAGCGUGGCAUUCGUAUCUGCACGGGUACUGGAAUCGGUGCUGCACUUUCAACGUGCAUCCAGUCGCCUUACUGGUACUUGAUUUGGAUUGGAUCCGACCAAGAGAAGACCUUCGGCCCUACCAUUAGCGGGCUCAUCCACCGCUAUAUCGAGCCUGAGCGCCUUACGCUUUGGGACAGUAAGGUCCGAGGAGGCAGGCCAGACACCAUGAAGCUCUUGAGGGAAGUCUACCACACGUGGAAUGCAGAAGUCGUAUUCAUCACUUCGAACUAUAUCGGUAACUCUGAAAUGAUGGAAGGCUGCAAAGAGGCCGGCAUCCCUUGCUUCGGUACACUUUGGGAUUUCUAAAUCCUCAAAGUCGUUCUUUACUUAUGGGUGGCAUCGAGUUUACAAUAUGCGCCGGAUUUUGCUUCAUGGAAGUAUACACAAUCUUAGUCUUCCACAUAUUUUUUGUGCCUUGGGGCCAUAGCAUACGGACAAGUCUGUGAAUGCAUAACGUUGCUCAUAGAUCGCAAUAUCUUCUAUUUAGAAUGCACUAGAAUAGUGUCUAUUUUUAUAACAUAUCACAUCUUACGGGUGCGAUGUCGA